Apis florea (little honeybee) is the source of this 3519-nucleotide messenger RNA. RefSeq names its product 4-aminobutyrate aminotransferase, mitochondrial. Gene Ontology annotation, molecular function: transaminase activity; pyridoxal phosphate binding. Gene Ontology annotation, biological process: GABA catabolic process. Lineage: Eukaryota; Metazoa; Arthropoda; Insecta; Hymenoptera; Apidae. The record is from RefSeq and is a predicted model, not a curated record. Gene Ontology annotation, cellular component: mitochondrion.
GAUAUGAAAAGGCAAUAUUAUUUCAUGGACAUCUAAGGAACAAAAAUAAUAUAUAUACAUAUAUAUAUAUACGUAUAUACAUACAUACAUACUCAUAUGAAAAGAAGCAAAGAAAAGCCUAGCUUCUAAUUUUCACUAAUAAAUUACAAGAGUGAAAGUACAUAGUAAAUAUCUAACUCAUAAAGAAGAAUCUGAGAAUUUCUAGGAAUCUAAACUACACACAGAUUUAUUCUGUAAAGGUCUAAGAAAUACUUUCUUAAGGAAAUCUGUUCUCCGAUAUUAAGAACUAUUUCGUGUAUGUACAUUAACAUGUGUGUUUCACGAACUCAAGAUGCAUCUUAACGAUGGUCAAUCAUUUAUUUAAGUGAAAAAAACAGGUUGUACAUUUUUGCCAGGAUGAUGCUUGUACAGUAUUUUUAAUUCAAAGUUCACAGAACCUGGCACUGAUCUGUUUUUUACCUUCGACUUUCGAUUAUAGUUACAGAAUACAUAUAAUUACUUUGCCCAGAUUUAUACACCGCAUUAGCUUUAUCGUAAGCUCAAGUGGUCUUGUCAUAUGCGUCUCGUUUAUCGAAGCUUUAUUUUAUCUCUAUUGUAAUGUAUUUUACAAAUGUCUUCGAUAUAUAUCCAUAUAUCUAUGAUUAUUAAAAUGUUAAAUUUUUAUUUUUUUACGCUUAAUUCUUUGCUGUAUUCUGUGUUUAAACUGAUAGCGUUCCUCGAAGUUGUGUUUGAUCUACAUAUCGCAAAGAGUUAAGCGAACAUUUUAAAGAGAAUUUUAUUUUGAAAAUUAUGCCUCGAUAGAUUUACUCUUUGAGAUUUAGUGCAUCUUUGAAAUUCUUCUAUUUUGCCUUUGGACAUUAUUUAGCUCGUAAGGAUUUAUGAAUAAAGAUUAAUAACAAGUAUUAAUACAUAAGUAUUCACAAUAAUAAAUACGAGCGCUAAUUGGAAAUAAUAACAUAUUAGCUUUAUUUUUUGAGGCAAAUAGGAGAAUUAAAUUGUUUCUCAAGGAGUUAAUCCUAAUUUUUUACGAGAUGCAUGUGAACUUACAAAGUCGUUGAUACUCUUAAAAUUUUUGAUGCGUUAAGAAAACAAAUUUAGCUAAACUCGUUUUAUCGAGUAUUCUUUUCUUACAUAGAAGCGACAUUUGAAAAUGUACUGAAAUAAAAAUUUUUCUGUAAAAAAGUGUAGAAAUACUUUAAGGUAUAUAUUAGAUAUUAGUCGUGUAAGUUUUGGCAUGCUACUGAAGUGUAAAAACUGGGUGAAGAAUUGCAGCCAUGUACAUUUUGCGCUGCUCUAUUUCACUUUGCCCGCUUAUUAAUCAUGUAACAAGGUGUUUAUUCUAUUAAAAAAAGCAACAAAGUGUGAUUACAUAACUAUAUUCAUCUAUAAAUCUAAUAUUACUAGUUUAUAAUAAAUAUAUUUGUACUAAUUUUAAUCAUAAACUUUGUUGUUUUUAUUGCACUAUAAAUAUAAGUUAGAUGAAAGCAUAGUAUGUUAAUUUACCUUUUUUAAUUUGUAAUUGCUUAAAAAAUAAUAAACUGCUGUAUGACAGUGGCUUCAUGAAACUUUAAAAAAGUAUAUUAAUACCGUUUAGUAAUUCAUUUUUAAUUUUAUUUACAAAAAAUAAUUUUUUGUAUAGAGUAAUAUUAUAAAUAACUAAAUUUUUUUAGUAUUAAUAUUUUAUUACAUUUAAAGUAUAAUAUAAGCUUAAGUAGUACUUGAAGUUUAAGUAAUACUAUAUAGAACCUAUAUUAAUAGCUAUUUACAUUCUUCUGUCAUAAUUUGAAACAAAAGUAAAAAUAUGUCAUUUAUAUGAAUGCAUUGCACACUUUUUACUAUUUUUAAACUUUCUCUAAAAUUUUUAUCUAAUAUGAGUUAAGAAUACAUGUAUAUACGUAUAGUAGAAUUUCAUAAAUUCUCUAUAAUUAGUAACAAUAUUUAAUAAACAUAAAAAUUUCUUAUAAUAUGUUGUGCAAAAGUAUUGUAUAUUCUAUUCGAAAGAGUCCAAAACCUCGUCAAUGUCAUAAUGUGCCAAAAGCACCAUUACCUGGAGAACCAAUGAAACCAUAUACACUUACUGAAAUUCCUGGACCAAGGUCAGAUGCUCUUCUCAAUGAAUUUUCUAAAAUUCAGCAAAUAGGCUCCAUUCAAUAUUUUGCAGAUUAUCAAAGAUCUGUUGGAAAUUAUUUAGCAGAUAUAGAUGGAAAUGUUUUUUUAGAUAUGUUUAUGCAACUUUCUACUCUUCCUCUUGGAUAUAAUCAUAGAUCAAUUCUUGGUGCAUUAUCUUGUGCAGGAAAUCAACGAAUAAUGGCAAACAGACCUGCAUUAGGUUUAUUCCCUGGUUUAGAAUGGCCAUGUAAACUACAGGAUACAUUGCUUCAACCAUGUGUAGCUCCAAAAGGAUUACAAUGUGUUUUUACAACUAAUUGUGGUGAUUGUUCAACUGAAUAUGCUAUGCAAAUGGCAUUUAUAAAAUAUGCAGAAAGGCGUCGUCAAGGCAAUAAGUUUACAAAGAAAGAAAAAGAAAAUGCACCUUUUAAUAAACCACCUGGUUGUCCUGAGUUGUCACUUCUUUCCUUUGAAGGAGGAUAUCAUGGUAGAACAUUUGGUGCACUGGCAUUAACACAUUUUAAAUAUAUAAUGAAAGUUGAUAUACCUUCUCUUCCAUGGCCAAUUGCACCUUUUCCACAAUAUUUGUAUCCAUUGGAUCAGUAUGAAAAAGAAAAUAAAGAAGAGGAUGCAAGAUGCAUAGAACAAGUAGAAAAUUUAAUAGAACAAUUUGAAAAAAAAAUGCCAGUUGCUGGUAUCAUAGUUGAAGCAAUACAAUGUGAAGGAGGAGAUAGACAUGCUUCUCCAGAUUUUUUUCAGUGUUUACAAGAUAUUAGUAAAAAAAAAUCUAUUCCUUUAAUAUUGGAUGAAAUACAAACAGGAGGUGGUGCAACAGGAAGAAUAUGGGCACAUGAAUAUUUUGAAUUAAAUAUUCCUCCUGAUAUAGUUACCUUUAGUAACAAAAUGCAAGCUAGUGGAUUUUAUCAUUCUUAUGAAUAUAUGCCUAGACUUCCAUAUAGAAUUUUUAAUUCAUGGAUGGGUGAUCCAAGUAAAAUUCUAAUAUUAGAGGCAGUAUUACAAUCUAUUGAAACAGACGAUUUAUUAAGUCAUGUUUGUCAUGUCGGUAAUUAUUUGCUAUGUGAAUUAAACACAUUACAACAUGAAUUUCCGCAUCUUAUGAAUUCUGUAAGAGGUAGAGGUUUUAUUAUUGCAUUUGAUAUGCCAUGUAAUGAUACGAAAAAUAAAUUAUUGCAUCUGAUACGUAGUAAAGGUAUUCAAGUGGGUGAAUGUGGAAUAAAAUCAAUUCGGUUAAGACCAUGUCUAAUAUUUGGAGAAUAUCAUGCUGAUAUUUUUUUAGAAAUUCUUCGCAAUUGUUUGCAAGAACUUACAGAUAGCUGAUAUAUUUGUAAUUUAUAUUUUAUUUACUUAUGUAUGAUAUAUUUGUUAAAUAUAUACUUCAAUAUAAAAAUA